This is a messenger RNA of Nelumbo nucifera (sacred lotus), 2204 nucleotides long. RefSeq names its product trihelix transcription factor ASR3-like. NCBI's taxonomy places the organism in Eukaryota, Viridiplantae, Streptophyta, Magnoliopsida, Proteales, Nelumbonaceae. The record is from RefSeq and is a predicted model, not a curated record.
GGGUGGUGGUGCCUUAUCAAUCCAAAGAAAGAAAGUGAUGUCCUUUAACUUUUUAUAGUGAGAAUUGAAUACAAAGGCAUAGAAUAUAAGCCCAAUUAAUCACUUAAAAAAAGGAAAGAAAGGAAACAUUAGAGAUUAGGGGUCUCCAUAUAGCUGGUAAAACCCACCCAAAACCACAUCCCCACAAAACCUCCUCGCCCUCCUAUUUUCCUCUCUCUCCCCUCCCAUAUCUCCCUCCCUAAUCCCUUAUGGCCUAUGGGGCAAAGAAAGAAGCAUGAAGAGUAGAGAGAGAGAGAUGGGAAUUGGGAAAGGAUACUUGUCCCUCUUCUCCUUAAUUUCUAAACGGACCUUCUCGCUCUAAAAACGCCGUUACAUCGGACCACCCCGUUAAAAUCACGUGCCUUCAACACAACAAAAGCACUCCUUCGUUUCGUUUAUGGCCCUUGAGCGGCUAAGCCCAUCAGCGGCGCCCGUCGAUGGAGACCCAAACGUCGUCCCUCUCUCUAACGGUGUUGAAGGAGCCGACGACGGCAACAGACCACCGAGGCUUCCUCGGUGGACGAGACAGGAGAUACUCGUCCUCAUCCAAGGCAAGAAGGUUGCAGAGAACCGGGUCCGCAGGGGUCGAGCCGCCGGUUCAGCUUUUGGGUCCAACAUUGAGCCCAAAUGGGCUUCUGUGUCGUCGUACUGCAAACGGCACGGCGUGAACCGUGGACCAGUUCAAUGCCGGAAACGAUGGAGCAACCUCGCCGGAGAUUUCAAGAAGAUCAAAGAAUGGGAAUCGCAGAUAAAGGAAGAAGCCGAAUCGUUCUGGGUCAUGAGGAACGAUUUGAGGAGAGAGCGGAAAUUACCGGGUUUUUUCGAUAGAGAGGUGUACGAUAUCUUGAACGGGGGGACAGCGACGGUGACGGAACCAGAAACGGUGGCAAUUGAUGUUAAGAACACUGAAAAGACGGAAGGGGUGGCGGAGGAGGACGAGGCGGUAUUCGAUAGCGGUCGUAGCGCGGCGGCGGAAGAAGGGCUGUUUUCCGAUUUUGAGCAAUCGGGGCAGGAAGAGGCUGGCGGUAGCUCAGAGAAAGAGGCGGCGACGGGGAGUCCUGCAACGGCUGUGCCUGCUCCGGUGCCUAUUUCUGAGAAGCAGUACCAUCCGUUUUCCAAAGGACAUCUAGAUCAAGGUACAAGUGAAAAGCAGCCAACUGCAAAUCCUGAAAAAGAAUCUACGUCUCAGGAGGGAAGGAAGCGGAGGCGGUUGCCAUCAGAUGGAGGUCAUGACACCAGUCUGCAGGACCAAUUAAUUGAAGUCCUAGAGAGGAAUAGUAGAAUGCUUACUGCACAACUUGAAGUUCAGAACAUGAAUUGCCAAUUGGACAGGGACCAGCGUAAGGACCAUGCUGAUAGCUUAGUGGCUGUUCUUAGUAAGCUUGCAGAUGCUCUAGGAAGAAUAGCAGAUAGGUUAUAGCCAAGCCAUACGAAUCAGUGUACAUAGGAUGGAUUCUAGCUGAGCUCUGUGGUUAGAGCUGAGGAGUUGGGUGAAAUAAACUUAAUUAUUUGAUCUGAAGCGAGCAUUCGGAUUGGUUUUUAUCAGGUAUUAAUGUAAAGUUCCUUCGUCCUCUCGUAGUCUCACUUCUCCUUGCUUAUUCAUCUUUUGAUGCUUAUUGCCCAUUAUAGGAUUCAUACAAAGAUAAUAAACCAUAGGAAGCUGAAAGAGAGUUCAGUACCAUACAUUUUUAUCCAUGUUAAAAGAAUUGACGUUUUUCAUGGUUUGAUGCCUGUAUAUUGAUUGAUUGAUUCUAGUGAGCAAUUUAAGUUUCUUGGUAUCUGUGUUGUUUUGUCAUUCAAUACAUCACGCUUCCUGCUGAAAUGUUACCGAACUCAAUGGGGACUUCUGAAUCAAGAGUUCAAUUUCCAUAAGUUUGUUAUGAGGGAUGCUUUGCUUCAUAACUUCAUUGCCAAUACAAAAGAAGCAUGCCACAUACAUUCAUCUGCCAUGACCAUUGGGUCACUAUAUUGUUUGACUGGAGCAUUGCUAAGUUAAUGGCACCACAGCCCACAAGACUAUGCGAAAGACAUAGCUCAAGUUGUUUAGGUUCACUUUUGGGUGUUGAAUUUGUUGGGUUCGGGCUUAAAUGGCGGGAUAGUCAACUGCUUGUAUAUGGACUUCUCACUCUUGAUGUACAGGACAUACGUACGUGAUAAAGAACAAG